This is a messenger RNA of Lodderomyces parapsilosis, 2238 nucleotides long. It is a transcript of the gene UTP4, whose product is annotated as Utp4p. Gene Ontology annotation, molecular function: protein binding; RNA binding. Gene Ontology annotation, biological process: maturation of SSU-rRNA from tricistronic rRNA transcript (SSU-rRNA, 5.8S rRNA, LSU-rRNA). NCBI's taxonomy places the organism in Eukaryota, Fungi, Ascomycota, Pichiomycetes, Serinales, Debaryomycetaceae. Gene Ontology annotation, cellular component: 90S preribosome; small-subunit processome; t-UTP complex. The transcript has a single exon. Bases 1 to 2238 code for a protein of 745 amino acids. The record is from RefSeq and is a predicted model, not a curated record.
AUGGAUAUUCAUCGUUGCCGAUUCGUGGACUAUACGCCUCAUACUAUCACAUCAUUGGCGUUUUCACUGCGAUCUUUUCCAGAACAAUCAGCACCAUCGGAUUUGCGUUUAGCAGUAGGCAGAAGUAAUGGAGAUAUUGAAAUAUGGAACCCAAGACAUAAUUGGACCCAUGACUUAACAUUGGCUGGAUCAAAGGGACGGUCUAUUGAAGGACUCAUUUGGAGCUCAAGCUCAUCGGAUGCAGAGAAUGAACCCAGCAGAUUAUUUUCCAUUGGGGGAUCUACUUAUAUCACUGAAUGGGACUUGAAGACUGGCAGACCCUUGGUAAACUAUGAUUGUAAUGCAGGAACUAUCUGGUCCAUUGAUUUGACUGCGCGUGGUGACAAAUUGGCAGUUGGUUGUGACGAUGGGUCGGUUGUCGUUGUGGAUAUAUCGGGAGGUGUUGGUUCAUUAGAGUAUGAUAUCAUUUGUCAAAGGCAAGACGCAAGAGUUUUGAGCUUGAAAUGGAACGGAAAUGAACAAAUUGUUGGAGGAUGUGCAGAUGGAAGAAUAAGAGUAUGGAGCUAUGCCAAGGACACCAAGGGUAGAAUCUUGAGUACGAUGAGAGUUGACAAAUCCAAGACUGAGAGUACAUUGGUAUGGACUUUGGAAGUUUUGCCAAACAGGAAUCAACUUCUUAGUGGUGACUCCACAGGACAUGUCAAGAUAUGGGAUUUGAAGUUCUUUUCAUUGAUGCAAAGUUUCAAGAUUCACGAUGCUGAUGUGCUUUGUAUUGUGAGCGAUGUUAAGGAAGAACGUUUCUUUUCUGCGGGUAUUGAUAGAAAGAUUCAUCAAUACGAUUUGUUGCAUGCAAAGUCUAGUACCAAGUGGGUACACAGCUUUAAUCGGUUGUUGCAUUCGAACGAUAUUAGGUCUAUGGCAAUUACAGAGAGUAAAAAUUUCAAAGCUCUUGUUAGUGGUGGUGUUGAACGAGCCAUUACUAUACAACUGAUUGACAAUUUUCAAGAUUCAAAGUACAAGAAAUUAUUGGUUAAUCAACAAAUUAGUAAUGUUUUGGUGGUUCCAGAAGACAAGCUUGUGAUCCUAUGGCAAGACCAAUUUGUCAAAGUAUGGAAGAUAUUGAGUAAUGGAAAACAAAAGCUAAUUUCGAAGUUGAUCUUAUCAGAUGAUGAGAAUAUCACGAGUGUCGAUUUCAAGGGAAAUUUGCUAGCAGUUGCCAAAAUGACUUCUGUAAAGGUUUACGAGUUGGACGAGGUUGACGUUGAGAAUGAUAAAUAUAUGAUCAAUAAAAUAAGGGACGAAAAUUUUGACUCAAUAAUAUCGGGAGCCAAAAAAGUCAAGUUUAUAUCCAAUUCGAAGGUGCUCGUUUUGACCCCAGAUGAAGAAUUGUAUCAAUUUUCAAUUGAUGCUGAAAAUAGUCAAAUCUCAUUAGAUGAUCAAAUCGAAUUUAUUGAAAACGAUUCCACAUCAAACACAUCAUACAGCAACAACAUCAAAAAUCUCAUCUUAACCCCUAAUCACAAGAACAUAGUAUUAUCAAGAUUCAAUGGAUCCAUUGAAGUCUAUCCACUUGAUGCUGGCGAUGCAUUCACCCUCACAAAAUUAUCUAACUCGUCGUCCCAUCCACACUUGAUAUCAUGCCGAAACAAUGAUCAACUUUUAGUUUUGACAAAUGACAACAAGAUACUCGAGUUUAACUUGUUUAACCGAGAACAAUUGUUGACCGCGUGGUCUAAACGCAACAGCGAGUUUUUGCCACGUCAAUUCACAUCACUUGAGGACAAGCCAGAAGGAAUGUUUGUCAAGGAAGAAAAAUUGUGGGUUUAUGGAACAUCAUGGAUGUGUUACUUUGAUUUGACAAAGAAUAUUCCCAUAAGCAAAUUGUACAAAAAUUUAAGUACAGGUAAAAAAAGAAGAAGAGAUGGUUUGAGUCUUGAUGAUGAAAUAGAUGUCAAUGGCGAUGUUGUGCAACUAGAAUCGAGCUUGAAACAGAGUGAAAUUGACAAGUUGAAGAGGCAGAUUAAAGAAGACGAGGAUGUCAAUGAGCGUGAAGGAGCAGUUGAUGGCGAAGAUGAAGACAUGCAUGAAGGAGAGUCAAAGGUAUUUUCGUUAACGGAAAAGUAUAGACCGAUAAUGAAAGUGGCUGAUUUCGGAUAUGAUGAAUUGUUGAUUGUUGAAAGGCCCUACUUUGCUUUGCCAACUACACCUGCUUUCAACUUGCCUAAAUUGAGAAUAUAA